This is a messenger RNA of Brassicogethes aeneus, 529 nucleotides long. The record is from the annotation of a GenBank genome assembly. Lineage: Eukaryota; Metazoa; Arthropoda; Insecta; Coleoptera; Nitidulidae.
GAAAUCUUCGUUUAUUGACACUUGACAUUUAUUAAAUGACAUUUUCCUUAAAAUGUACCUUUUUGUCGCGUAAAUUUCGAUGUGUUAUUAAAAAUGGGGAAUAAGAAGCCUCCGAGCAAGCAGAUGAAAUCCGGCAGGAUAACUAAGAAUCCUUACUUGAAUUUUAUGAGGGACUUUCGCAGAAAUCAUGGAGGUAUGAAUAUCAUCGAUUUGACCAAGCAAGGGGCUGAGAUGUGGCGGAAUAUGACGGAAAAACAGAAGGCGCCCUAUUUCGCCCAGGCAAAGCAGGCGCCCAGAAGAUACAACAGGCACAAAAGGAGGAGGAGACACAGGAGCUACUCAUCGUCAGACGAAGAAAAACCACGAAGACACAAACGGAGGAAACCGUCGAGGAGGAUAGAAAAGGAAAAUUCGCCGCCCAUUAAAGAAAACCCAGAACCGCAAGAAAGAGACGAACUUGAAACUACCGAAAACAAUUUGUAGUGUACGUUUUUAAUGCAAAUAAAUUAUUUAUAGUGUUGUCCAAAAU